GAGCGGCGUACUGCCAGUUCAUGGACAUGCUGUUUCCCGGAUGCGUCCUCCUGAAGAAGGUCAAGUUUCAGGCCAAGCUGGAGCACGAGUUCAUCCAUAAUUUCAAAGUCCUUCAGGCCGCCUUCAAGAGGAUGAGUGUGGACAAGAUCAUUCCCGUGGAGAAGCUGGUCAAAGGGAAGUUCCAGGACAACUUUGAGUUCGUUCAGUGGUUCAAAAAGUUCUUUGACGCCAACUAUGACGGGAAGGAGUAUGACCCGAUUCUGGCCAGGCAGGGGCAGGACGCAGUCCCGCCCCCCAACCCAGGUGAUCAUUUUUGCCACAGACCAAAGAGGCACGCAGGUAACAAAACCCGCUCUGGCCGUGCUGCACGCUCCGACCGAGCUUUGGAUGGCUCUGACCCAAUUCACUGCUCAGGCCCGGCUUGCUGCUCGGUGCUGUGCAGUGAGACACUGCAUGAAGACCCGAGUCCACCUUCGCUGUCCUGCUUCCCGCCGCUGACGCAGCCUCAUUUCUGCAGGGGGCGGGGCCAGGUGCAGCCUCCUUGGCUGAUUCAUUACCCAGCUGUGCAAGAUCCGGUCCAAACAUGACCCAGAACUAGAACUGGAAGAGAAGUCUGACCCUCAACUGCAACCUGAACCAAAACUGGAACAUGAACCUGAAUCAGCCCCUGUUUUGAUCUACAACCUUAAACUAAACUCAACUAGGUUCUGAAUCAGAACCUGAAACUAGUUCUGAAUCAGAACCAGGUUCAAGUUCUAAGCCAAGUUCUAAACUUCAACAGAAUCUGCUACAAUAAGAUUAGUUC
Molecule: messenger RNA, 805 nt
Organism: Oryzias melastigma (Indian medaka)
Lineage: Eukaryota; Metazoa; Chordata; Actinopteri; Beloniformes; Adrianichthyidae
Product: microtubule-associated protein RP/EB family member 3
Biological process (GO): spindle assembly; protein localization to microtubule plus-end; regulation of microtubule polymerization or depolymerization
Cellular component (GO): cytoplasmic microtubule; spindle midzone; microtubule plus-end
Molecular function (GO): microtubule plus-end binding
Source: RefSeq, a predicted model, not a curated record